AAUAUCAGCAGCACAGAGACGCGUGAAGCACGAGGCUUGAAUGCUCCAGCUAAAAUGAGCACAGAUGGACGAUAAGCGGCUGAAGGGCGAUGCAGACCUGUAGUUCGCUUUUUGGCGUCUGUGUUUCCUCUUGUUCAAACCAAGACACUGCCAGAACUGUAACCAGCAGCACACACACUCCCCGUGACUGACGGACUGACUGACUGACUGACUGACGGACGGACUGACGGACUGACUGACUGGCUGGUACUCGGCAUGACAUGCACAUAAACUGUCCGGUCAUUUUCAUGGGGCUCCUACGGAUCAUGAUGCCGCCCAAGUUUCAGCUCCUGGCUGUGCUUGCUUUCGGAGUGGCCGUGCUGUUAAUCGAGAACCAGAUACGGAAACUGGAGGAGUCUCGGGAAAAGCUGGAGCGCACAAUAGCCAGACAUGAGGUGCGUGAGGUGGAGCAGAGACAGACACACGAUGUGGUCAAAGACUGGCCAGCACUGGCUGAGAGUGAUGAUCAGGUCAUCAUCUACAACCGUGUGCCCAAAACGGCCAGCACGUCCUUCACCAACAUCGCCUAUGACCUGUGUGGAAAGAACCGCUUCCAUGUCCUACACAUCAACACCACCAAGAACAACCCCGUCAUGUCCCUACAGGACCAGGUGAGGUUUGUGAAGAAUGUGACGACCUGGAAGGAGAUGAAGCCAGGCUUUUACCAUGGCCAUGUAGCCUAUCUGGACUUCUCCAAGUUUGGUGUGAGGGGGAAGCCCAUCUAUGUCAAUGUGGUGCGGGACCCCAUUGAGCGGCUGGUGUCCUACUACUACUUCCUGCGCUUUGGAGACGACUACAGGCCCGGCCUUAGAAGAAGAAAACAGGGAGACAAGAAGACUUUUGAUGAGUGUGUGUCGUCGGGGGGAUCUGACUGCGCUCCUGAGAAACUCUGGCUGCAGAUCCCAUUUUUCUGCGGCCAUUAUUCUGAGUGCUGGAACGUGGGCAGCCGCUGGGCUCUGGAGCAAGCCAAGUAUAACCUGGUGAAUGAGUAUCUGCUAGUGGGUGUGACGGAGGAGCUGGAGGACUUUAUCAUGAUGCUGGAGGCAGCGCUGCCGCGAUUCUUCAGAGGGGCCACUGAACUCUACCGAACAGGUAAGAAGUCCCAUCUGAGGAAGACGAGUGAGAAGAAGCCCCCCACUAAAGAGUCCAUAACCAAGCUGCAGCAGUCGGACAUAUGGAAGAUGGAGAAUGAGUUUUACGAGUUCGCUCUGGAGCAGUUCCAGUUCGUCCGAGCUCACGGCGUCCGGGAAAAGGACGGAGAACUGUACGUGCUGGCUCAGAACUUCUUUUACGAGAAGAUCUACCCAAAGGUGAACUGAAAUUGGCAUUCGCAAGGACAGCUGAGAGCACAGCUCCCUGAAGCGUGCUCUUUGCCCUUUGGCCUCUGUAUUUUCUGUCUUACACACUGGGAAGAGAGGAGAAUGACUCCAGGAGAACCUGCAGUGUGGGACUGUAAACGUGUAGAGACCAGCUGUGCUGAGAGAAAAGCUCAAUGAUGUGUGAAUAGAAGCCUAUUUAGAGCCUUUGGGGAAGGGGUUGGUUUUAACCUGUUCUGUCUCAAUACAGCAGCUGCCUACUGUAUAUAUGAGAGAGAAGGUUUAAGAUGUCCCCUGAUUUAAGCUUGCAUUGGGCCCUAAGGAGCACAUUGACUCCCUACAGUGAUGACUACAGAAACUGUUUUAAAAUGUUUUCAGCACAUGUUUUCAGUUAACUGUUGCCCUAUUUCACAAUUUCAAAACAACAGGUAGGACACAUUGAGUUAUAGUUUUUGAAAGGGAAGAAACAGGGUGAAAAAGGGGGUCGACUUUUUUGUACCAGAAAGCGGUGCAUUAAAAGCACCUUUUCAUUUUACCACAACGUGUUGUUCUUGAGCGUUCUUAGCUUUUUUUUCUUCUGCAUUGUGUAUAUUCUUCUUUUUUAUGAUAGAAUGCCAUGUACAGUGUUUACAGACUUUAGUAACGAAAAAAAAAGAAAGUAUAGCUCAGAUGAAAGAUGGUCAAAUAGAAUUCAGAUGUACAUAUUGUAUUUACACAAACCUAUUUUAUGUAAUCGGACCAAAUGGUUAUAAAGUGAACAAAAUCGUAGAAGUUGACCGUUAGCAUUAGCGUGUACAGACAAUAAAGUUUGUAUCUUUCAGUAAAAAAAAGAAAACAUUUGAGAAGUAUUGUCUUUGGCAUUCAUAUAUUUGUAGGUUUGUUUGUUUUUUUUUGUUGGUUUGAUUUUCAUUAUGGUAAUACGGCAGAAUAUUCCACUUGACCACUAAGGUGAAUAUCAUCCUAUACAAUACAAUGAGAUUCUUCUUAAUGUAGGACACUGAAACACAACUGCCUUUACUCUUAUGGCAAGGAGCUUAUGGAUUCUAGGAGUGUAGCAGGAGAUCUGCUGGGCUGAUGUGCUUUUGGAAACCCAGGCCAUGGGUGGUGAUUUUGUUGGCUCCUUCGCUGAAAAAUCUACCAUUUCUCAGUGGUUUUGGGUGGACUGUGUUUGUCCCUUCUCUAAGCCUCUGAAUGAGGAUCCUGGGAAAAGAGAUUGUGGUGUCAGUGACAGAAUCUACUGGAAUAGCCAUCAGAACUCAUCUGGAAUCGUCUGUCUCCCCGUAUGUGACAUGCACUCUCAACUCGCCAUCAGCUCCACACUCAAUAGUGCCUUCAUAGCCGAACAUUCAACAUUCGUUAUCCAAAUGGUGCAAACGUCAGACUUUUCUAGUCGGUUUUUCUGCCAGCUUUCUUUUCGGUUGUUAUUGGUUAUUGUCCCACUUGUUUUCUUGGUCCAAAUGGUCUUUAAUGCAUUUCAAAUAAAUGCUGAAAUGUCACUGA
This is a messenger RNA of Pygocentrus nattereri (red-bellied piranha), 2855 nucleotides long. It is a transcript of the gene hs2st1b, whose product is annotated as heparan sulfate 2-O-sulfotransferase 1b. NCBI's taxonomy places the organism in Eukaryota, Metazoa, Chordata, Actinopteri, Characiformes, Serrasalmidae. The transcript has 7 exons. The record is from RefSeq and is a predicted model, not a curated record. Gene Ontology annotation, cellular component: membrane. Gene Ontology annotation, molecular function: heparan sulfate 2-sulfotransferase activity. The coding region runs from base 261 to 1358 and encodes 365 amino acids.